ACGUAGGCACAGCUGGCUCACUGUCACACACAGUCGAGGCGGGCUGCUGUCCCGGCGCCGAGCGGGCCGUACUUACGUGCUGGAGCUCGGCGAGUCGGUCCCGGACGGCCAUGUCGUCGCGUUGUGGCGGCGCGUGCACCGGCGGCUCCGUGCCGGUCGGUACUGCGAUGCACUGAUAACGCGCGCCGCUCUCUUGUCUGAUAUUAGCUGAUAUUGGACUGAUACGCGGACGCGGGGUUGCCAGACCGACUACUCCUUACCUACGCACUCACUACUUUGUAUCUAACUGACUUCAAGAGGAGCCUCUCGAUUCGAAGCUCUGGGAGUGUACAAGAGGAUGAAGGUGUUGGAAAACAUAAGCCUUGUACUAAGGGUCAUGGUUGCCAUCAUGUGCGCCGCGAUGGUGAUGAAGCAAGACAUCCUGGACUCGGCCUGGGCCGAUAUAACGCUCACCGAGAGCCUGCUAGUCAUUGUGAGCUUCAAACUGUCCAAGCCCAAGCUCAGCUACCGAGAAUUGCUAGAGAACUUGUCAAUCGUGGACGAAACCCAAGGCGCUCCUCCAGCAGGCUAUAAGGUUGAAAGAAAGCUGAUCACGUACAUAGCGGGUGUGACCGCGCUGAGACUCACCGUGCUCUGUUUGUAUUGCGUCGCACACACCGAACAAUAUUCUAUCGACAACUUCAUUGAGUUCCUGUACAAUGUUCCCUGCUACUGUCUCGACCUUUACUUGAUCGUGCACUUCAUCAUCUUCCACUCAAUUUACUGUCGACUCAGAACCCUGAGGAAGGCGUUGAGUAACAACUUCGACGUGUACCGAGCUCAUUUAAUUUACAAGACCCUGAUAGAUUGCACAGAGGAGAUCAAAAAAUGCUUGGACAUCCCGCUUGUGGUGAUCCUAAUCGCGACGAUCCUUGUCGUGAUGGUCAACGUUUUGGUGACUCUGAGGAUGCUGUUCAAAGGAGAGAGUAUAAUAUCUGCAUUCUUGCUGCGCUACAUCGAGGUGAUCCUGUCUCUGGCGCUUCUGUUUGUGCCGGUGCUGGUGGCGGACAUGAUGGCACUCGAGGCCCACAAAAUACAUAUCUUUCUUCACGGCAGAAUGCAAACAGCUAACGAUUUGGUUCGUCACGAGUCUCCUGGUGACCGUGAUAAUGGCCAUGAUCAACGUGCUGAAAACUCUGCAGCUGAUUCAUGACGGAGAAGUAUGUAUCUUUGGUAAAGUUCGCCAAUACAACCAAUCUAGUGUUGACGCCUAGCAGCGGGCGGCCCACUUUAUGCUGAGCGGGUACUGUCGCUCUUGGCCACCGCCAGCUGAGGGUACACCUAGAUAGCCAUUGAAAUUAAUUCAAAGAUAGACAAGUCGUAGCACUCAUGGUGUACGAUUACGGGGAGUUCUUUCUAAAGCUUGAAAAUAUGAGGGGGAAUUACUUCUGGAAAAGCACUUUGCAAGUCUUUGGUCUAGCGUCAAGUACUCAACUAAUAACACCCAAACCGGACCAUUCUCGAUACAUAAAUUCCAAGAAUCCCCGGAGCUGGUUGCUUAAGAGCGUCUUGAAAGUGGGGCUUCACGAUGAGGUUUUUCCUUGAAGUCGUCGUCUUCGGGUCAAAUUGAGCUCGGCUCACUUAAUUUAUUUUCGUGCAUAGCUACAGAUAGUUCUACAUUUGAAGACAUUAGUUUUCCUUAACCUUACUCCGAGGAACACUCGGCUGAGAGCAAACAGCUUCCCCCGAAAGCCCGAAAUGCAUGUUCGGUCGUGAGCGGAACAUGCUCGUGAAUGGAAGUUGAGAUGGGAAGCGUGGAUCCUCUAUACGACCUUUCAUCAGAUGACUAAUGGCCAUUGCCUUUUUUCUCGUCACUACAUAAUCCCGGUGUACGAAGCCCACGUGUCCUGGUGAAACUGGAAAAUCUUAUGGAUCACCAGUAAUCCAUCCGUCAUAAAAAAAAGUAUGAAGAAUAUAAACUUCAACUGAUGAUGAUUGGCUCAAUUGAAGCAGACGACCUGCUUGCUCUGCGUGACACGAGACAGAACGGACCAUCCUAAAUAAACGGUGAAAUUUUGGUAAUAGAGAGGAACUAGGCGAACGAAAAGUAUUUAAUGUGUUUGAAAGAAAUAGAUCUUUCUUUAUCACUGAAGUUGUCGUGUUGCAAUACUGGCCAUUUCAAACGUAGUUUAUGUAUGGCUGCCAAUAUAUUCUAAAUUCAAAUAAAUCUGAUCUUAAAAGUAUAGAAGUGCAUUUUGAAGUUUAGCCAUUUGUUUAGUGAUUAGUGUUACAUUUGUAUCAUUUUCAUCAGUAUGGACACGAUACAAAUACAAUUGACUGCAAUGGUGACAAUGCCGCACAAACGGGUCACACUCACAAUAAUGACGUGUACGGACUCACUCCUCACUACAAACGAACGCAUAACUAGUUAUUGGUUUGAAAGCUUCCGACAUAAAGAAUUUAAGCUAAAGAUGACCCCGAGGAUCAGGGCGCUUAGUCGACUGCUAAGUGAGCAGCAGCUCUCAACUUUAGCAUCAAAACAAUAUUGAUACACUUGCGUCAAGAAGAUAAAGUACAACUUGGUAAGUGUGCACGGCACGAACUAAACGAUCGCCAGUUGGUUAGAGCCUCGCUCAGCACCUAGGCAAUGCUCCAAACGAAAACUUACCCUUAGAAAGUCAUGAGCACUGUUUCGACGUCUAGUGCCAGUACAAUUCAUUACAACUUCUUACCAAAUGGUACCAGCAUUACUGCGGAUGGGUACUGUGAGGAACUGGACACAAAAAUGGGGAAGCCCAUGAGUUUCCGACCAGCCUUACACGACAACGCUCAUAUGGCACAGCAGACGGCCUCUAAGCUACAAGAGCUACUAAAUUGGCGUUAAGACUUUGUUCACGAAAAUAAUUAAGGCAGAUUCUGCAAAAUGUUGUGACUUAAUUCACAGAGGGUCGGCAUGUAACCGCUUUUUUCUGUCUUCCCAGUCAGGCUACGGACGCUGUCAAGUCGUUUUUAAAUAAACUUUAUUGUUGUGUGUUUCCAGAACGACGUGUUGACGAUUGUUUUGCGUUAUCUAGAAAUGUUUCUGUCGUUUUCAUUGAUAUUUGCCCCCGUCAUCUUAUCCGAUCUGAUGUCAAUUGAAGCUGACAACAUUAAUGUGGUUCUACACAACUACAUCUACGAAACUGACGCGGCAGGUGAGCUGCCCUCAAACUCAUCUUGAGAGGUGAAGGCUAUUUGGUUUAAGCGACACAGGAGAUCCAUUUAAAGUUUAAAACUUGGAAAAAAUAACGUAACAAAAAACUUCUGCCGUUUCAGUGGAGAAAAUUUACUGAAGUUCAAUUAAAAAUGUUGAACUGUUGAUGCUAAAAGGAAAUAAAACGCACUUUUAAUUACAAAGAUAAAUGUCGCGUAUAAAGAAAUAUGUCGCUUAAGCCAAAUAACCUUUCACCCCUCGAUAUAGUAUUAUCCAUAUUUAGCUGUGUGAGGUAUAUCUAGUCACGUCUGUGCAUGAGUCUGAACACAUCGCGUUCGCACUUAUUUGCUUCGUUCGCCCAGCCCAGUACAGGUGCUGACGGGAAGGGUGCAAGCUGGGCCGUGUCGCGGGUUCAUUGUGUCUUGUGAGGGCAGACGUCAGGCUGAUCCCUGUGAGCUCGCCCUCUAGUCAACGUGAAGCCAGAAUAGCGACUCGAGGCUAGCCGUCUGGCUGGUGGGCGAAAAAAGAACGCUUUUUAUAGUCAACUGCGGGCAAACGAGCACCGUUAUUGUAAUGCUAAAUCACAUUUGCACUGCCCGCGCAUGUCCGCAAUAGCCACGGUGCAGCGAUGGCGCUACUCACUGCUAGGUGGUCGCUCCCUCUAAAACACGUUGGAAUGUGGAAACACACGUAAUGUGAAUCAGGAAACACUGAGAAAUGAAGUUCAUACGAGAGAAAAAUAGAAAAAAGUUCGAGGCCCUGAAACCAUCACCGACCAAUUGUGACCGAUUUUAAAUAUUGAGUGCAGCCAGCUCCACUCACGACCGCACAUUCUCAGCUCACAAUACACUCGAUCCUGUGAUUCACAUGACUUAUAGUCUUCUCUAACUAUGUGAAGAGCAUCUAGCAGUUUAAGAUUAUCUGUGUCUUAGGGAUAUAUACAUACUUGUGAAAUACGCUGGUCAUGGUGGAUCGAUUUUGGACAAACUAAUAUCUAUUCUCGAACACCAAGGUUGUAUAGGAUCUCUUCAAAUUAUUUCCCCGGCACACAUAAAACAGAUAUAGCCGUGGCAGUACAUCCCUCGGCCCGUCCCUCUCCAGUAAGCGCUACAGAGGAGCGCACCGCGGCUGCUGCUGCUGCUUCAGUAAGUCUUGCUAUAUUCUCGUCGAGGCUAACAAGUUUCAAUUUGUGUUGGCGUGCUAGAGGAGCGGGAGCGGAGACAUUUGUCGCAGUUUGCGUGGUACGUCUCGGCGCGGCCGUUCCGACUCCGCGCGUGUCGGGUGCUCUCGCUGGACUGCACGCUCCCCGUGACCGUGCUCAGCAUCUGCGUCACCUACCUCAUCGUGGUCGUGCAGUUCACGCAUCUCUACUGAUCUCUCUCUCUCUACUGUGAUGUGGCCCUCUACCGCACCUAACCUACUUCUAUUCACUAGCUAGCUACGCCCGCGGCUUGGCUCGAAACAAAGUGCAAUUUAAUAUAUAAACAUGAAUGCCACGAACGGGGCGGAGCUCUCUGUUGUUAUUGUUGUACACCUGAAAUUUAAUAAAUGGAAUUCAUUGCAAAA
Molecule: messenger RNA, 4738 nt
Organism: Bombyx mori (domestic silkworm)
Lineage: Eukaryota; Metazoa; Arthropoda; Insecta; Lepidoptera; Bombycidae
Exons: 5
Coding region: 338-1192 (284 amino acids)
Source: RefSeq, a predicted model, not a curated record